Plasmodium knowlesi strain H is the source of this 6459-nucleotide messenger RNA. Its product is annotated as conserved protein, unknown function. Gene Ontology annotation, molecular function: RNA binding. The coding region runs from base 1 to 6459 and encodes 2152 amino acids. NCBI's taxonomy places the organism in Eukaryota, Apicomplexa, Aconoidasida, Haemosporida, Plasmodiidae. The transcript has a single exon. The record is from RefSeq and is a predicted model, not a curated record. Gene Ontology annotation, cellular component: nucleus.
AUGGAGAACAAGAAACUGCUCCAGGGGCCCAACGAAGGGAGCUUCUACACCGCCCACGAAAGAAACGUGCACGGUGAACCUGUAAACAAAGAGAUCGAUGAAGUGGGAGGUACGCAGGGUAAGAUGCAAUCGAAUGAAGGGGUAGAGAAGACAGACAAAAUGCACUUAUCCGAAUGCAAAAUUGUUGAGUCAGAAAAAUUGGGGUGUUCGGGAGGCCUGAUCGAUGCGAAUGACCUAAUGGAUGAAAAGGAGGUGUUUUUUCUUGGGAGUUCGGCUACAUGUGUUGGAAGAAGUGUCGACGAGGGGGGUAGUGACCGGGACGAUGGGUACCACGUGGGUACUAUUCCGGCAGAUAGAAGUGUGAAAGAUGAUGAACGGAGCGACCAGAAUUGUUCUACCCCUAACUAUAACAACGUUAAAGUGAACUGUUACGUAAGGACUGGCGAGUCGAAUUAUCAGAACAACUUAAGUCACCAAGUGAUGAAUCACGGUAAGGUAAAUUUCACUUAUCUGAAUGGUAGGGAGGAUAGCCAUCAUAAGUCGAAUGUAGUAAUGGCAGAUCAUUCUAAGGACAAAACAGGGGAGAACAUACGCACUAUGAGUUUUAAUCACGAGGGAGGUUGUUACCUCAGUCUGAGGAAGAGUUCUCCCCCUUAUUGCACUGGUUCAUUGAAUGGAGGCGAUACAGAGAAUACGCCCCAAACGAGCCUACCCAGUAUCAGUCUUCACUGCGAUAAAAUCACCUUCACACGCGAAGGAUCAAAUACAUAUGAGGGGAAGGUACCCCUCCACCAACGUAACAGUGCCGAAUGGGGGAGUACCCCUAAAAUGCAGACAAAUGUGAAGGAGAGUUCACAUGGAGGAAGAACAAACUACACGAUGGUACAUUCACACAAUCAGAUGAAAAAGAAUUGUUUUAUCCAUUCGGGGAAAUCUAAUGAUGAAGAAGGGGGAGGGGAUCUCUACUUUGUUCAGAGUGGAAAGAUAUCACUACGGGAAUGUGUAGAUGAUUAUAAAACCGUUCGCGACAAUCGAGCAGGGGAAAGUGCCAAUUGUGAUGCAAGUGGCAAGGUCACCAUGUUAACCAGUUUGGAUAAGAACGAGGAAAAUGUGAAGUUCCUACAUGAGGGAGAAAUUAUGAACACGCAGGGGGAGAUGGGUAGGGAAAGGCUCCUCCCAAAUGAGGAGCAUUCAAAGAAUUCACACCCCAUGCAACAUGAUGGAGAAGUGCAUGGACAUGCUUUCCCGCAGGACUCAAACAACGGAUCGACUCCAAAUCGACAUCAUGUACAAAGUAGAAGCGAUAGAAGUGUUUUCCUGACCGAUUAUGGAUAUGUGAAGAACUUGGAUGAUUUAAAUAAAAACAGGAAAGAAGGCAUCAUCAAUAACUCCCCCUUCAGUGCAUACGACUCCAAUUGGGGGAUGGAAAGAUGCAAAGUCGAUAUGUGUAACGAAGGGGCAGACGCCUUUCUAAAUUACCACCCUGUAAAUAUACAAGGUGGAAGAAAGCCAGUUCGAAUUAGUAAUAAAUCAUAUUGUUGUAUUCCGAUGGGAGAUAAUUCAGGUGGAAGAUAUUUCGACGGAACCGAAAGGUAUGCCGCAAAUUGUAUACUGCAUAAACAAGCAGGUCUAGGUUGUGAAAGCGCUAAUGUGUUUGCGGAUGGUGUAAUAUACUCUCCAGGGGGAGAGAAGAACCAUCUCGCAGAAGGCAAUAGACAUACACCCGCCAUAAGAAUGGAUGAAGAAACAACCAGUAGCAAACAGGUACCCUUUAUCAGUGAUAAGAUGCAGUUUAAUGAAUACAAUGGUGUAGGCAAUAUAAAGGGGAAAAAAGCAUUGGGUGAUUUUAGCAACUUGGUGAAGACACAUGAAGAAAACUCGUUGAGUGUGAUGUCGGCACCCCUGGUGGGUAAGUCAGAUCAGAAUGGUUCCUAUGAGGGUGAAGACUUAAUGUUCAGAAAAGAGAAGUUGGAAGAAGAAGCAGCGUAUUUAAAGUUUGAAGGAGAGUUUAAAGAAGAUUUUUUUUUUGAUGAGAUGUUAAGCGGGAUUGGGCCCAAUGCAUCAGUCGAAAGGGGUGUGUGUGCCACGAAUGGUACAAUGCGAGAUCAAGACUGCGCAGAAGAGAGUGGAGAAGAUCACUGCGACCAAUUCAAACGACAUGCGAACAAGGAAGAUGAUAACGAGUGUAACGCAAUAUACAGCAACAGUGAUACAACCAAUGUGAGUUGCAAUGCCCUGGAAAGCAACCAAGUGGUUAAGUGCAACGACGGAGCGGAGAUGAUCACACAAAAUAGGGUCUCUGGAGACAACACAAAAAUUGCACCCACAGGAGGAAGAAGAGAAGAAGAGGAAGAAGAAGAAAGAGACAACGAGGUGUGCCCUCGUCCACGUGAUGGUAGCCUUGUGGAUGAUGCCUUCAAUUUAUUCAUUAGUAAUGAGGAUCUCAAUUUUGGAAAUCCAUGCUCCUCUGGUAGGAAUCUAGAAAAUGGAAUUGCAAACGGCGUGGAGAACAGUGGGGCUCAUUUCUACCCGGAUGAAAGAGGCACAGACGAUAAAGCCAAUGAUGAUUAUAUACGUGAAGCACCCCACGACAACCAGGAAGAUGUCGUGAGGAACUUACUGUACAGUGACUCCUACCUGCACAUGAACGACCUGGAGAACCUAACCCUAGAACCCUCCAGCUCCAGAGCACAACCCGUUUUUUCUGCAAACUCCUACAGCACAUGUGCAGGGGAAAUUGGUGGCAACGAUUCCUUCAUGGCAUACAUAAAAAAGUUUCUGAAGAAUAACUACCUAAAUGACCACAAGAAUUACAUGGAGUUGUUUUACCAGACGAAGGGGGACGGAGGUGUCAGUGGGGUAGCAACAACAGAAGGAGAUGCCCCCCUGAACGUAGAACCAACUGAUGGUCAUCGGGAAGAUCAGUCCAAUCGGGUAGAUCUCCAAACUGGUGUGGUGAAAAGUUUGUUCAACGGCAAAGACGUAAGUGAGUGCGCCCCCACGGGUUCACACGUGGGUGCUGAUUUGAGCUUCGAUGUAGAUCCCAAAAACGACAGCCCCACGGCUACCCUGGGGGGAGGAAUUUCACCCUUAGAUGCAGAUAAUGUGAAUACCAUAAAAAAGCAAGACGGAGGGGACUACCAUCUAGAGAACUUUGCAUGUGAUUCCUGUAUAAAUCACGUUUUCAAAUCUUUGGACCAGACACAGAAUGAUGCUCCUACCUCGCAUGGUAGAGGCCGCGUUAAUCCCCACUAUGAUGUGGUAGACAAUUCUAUGGAGCAGAUGGAACCACUGGCCUUCUCCAGUGUUUACAAUUGGGUUCAGGAGGUAGACAAGGACAUGGAAGGUGAUAAGGGUCAGGUAGACACCAAGGUUAGCAUCGUGCCCAGUGAGAAGUACGGUGAGGGAAGGCUAGUCGGUGGCAUGGGUCGUCCACACGGAGGAGGCGAGCCAUCGAAGGAGGGAAAUGUGAGUAGCCGGGCCAAUAUGAUCAACCGCCUUAACAAUGGCAACAUCUCCAACAUUGAUAACUCAAUCCAGGAGAAGCGGGAGUACUGCGGGGAUGAAGAAAAGGUUCAUCUGUGCGAAGCAGAAAGUUGGGCCAUGGGUUCCGGGACCCAGUACACGACCAGAACGGAUGGAACAACAGGAUUUAACUACAGCGAAGGGAGAAUCGAUGUACGAAGUGAUAAUCGAGUGAAUCAGUUUAAGGAGAAGACCAGAAAUGCAGGCAGGUUUUUGAAAGGAGAUAACGUGUAUUACGGGCAAUCCUCCCCCUUCUUUUUAAAUUCUGCCACAUUGAAGAAAAAGGAGGAAAGUCAUCCCUUUUCCUCAUCAGAGAAAAAAAGAUCCAUGCACAGGGUGCAGGAUGAGAACUCCGGGGGGGUGAGCUACCCAAAUGGUGUUCAUAAGAACGUAUCUCCCAUGGCGGAGUGCCUACCCUACAAUGAGAACUUUACACCUUACCUUCCGAAUCAACGUUAUGGAGAGAAAAUGAACAACUUGGACGAGAGCAUGAAGGUGAAUAACGGAAUGCCUAGCCAUGCAGAUUUUUACGUAGAACAACGUGGGGUGUAUUCCAUGGCUAGCUGUUACGAUGGAAUCACUUCAUCUGUUAGACAAAGAAAUCAUAUAAAGGGAAAUAAGACAGAUGAUAAUAAUUCGAAUGGAGUUGUUCGUGGGAGAAUAUCUCCAGGUAACAGACGAGGGGGAGUAAAUGGUAUCAUCGCGAUUGAUGGACUGAGUACCUCCUCCCUCGGAGUACCAGUGAAUGGGAAUGGUUUAAAUGGGAGCAACGUAAAUGUGCACGUGGCGAACGCAAGGGGCCCCGCAGUAAGUAUGGCAUCAGGGGCGGCGACUAGGACGCUUGAGUACACCGAGCCGUUAAUACGUAAUCACAUAGACGAUAAAAUGAUGAAGGUUAUUUAUAGUGCAGAUGGAAAGGAGAAAGGUUCCCUGAAGUCGAACAGCGAUUGGGCUAUAUGCCAGGGGGUUUGUAGCACACCUAGCAUAGGUAACCUCGCGAAUGGAUCCAUUUCAUACAACCGGAGCCCUUUUGGUGGCAUGGUGCCCUCGGAGGGAGAAGACCAUGAUGAUGGCAGCAUUCUGAAACAGGAGAGCAAUCAACAGAAUGAACACAUCCCAUUUGAAAACGAAGGCUUUAAUAAUCUCUCCAAUUGCCAUAGGACCAUGGACAAGAGCUACAGCAGAAAUGUACCCCUCGAUGAAAAAAAUUAUUCAAUGAUGAACUUAUCGAAGGGAAUGUAUGGAAUCCAAAGGAAGAAGGACGCAGACCAUAAUUCACCAAUUGGGGGGGUGAUGAAAACAUCUAACAGUUACAAAAAAACAUUUGACCAGUGUAAUUUUAUGGGGAAAGGUGGCUCCAGCCGGGAGAAGGCGUACGGAGAGAUGGAGAACAGUUUGGGCGGAGCCUUGGAUAUCCGUUUCGAUAACGGCAUGUACGGUAGGAGGUUACAGAGCGUAUACCACUACAAUGCGAGUUGUGCUCCAGAUGGGAUGGGUUGCGGUAUUACCCCUGUUAGAGGCCAAGGAUUCAACUCUCUUCAGUUCGUUAACUACAGGAAUGGGACGGGAAGGGACAGAGAAAGCAAAGGUCACCACGUGCAUUUGGGAGGGCAUUUGGGGGUGACUAUGGGCACGCCAUCUCACCAUCAAGGUAUGAGAAAUUGCAGCGAUGUGAAGGGAAAGAAGUACACCAACGGGAAUGUUGGUUCCGUGGGCGAUUUUGGUGGCAUUGUCUUGGGUGCUAACGGAAGGGGCGGGAUGACCCCCCCGAAUAAUUUUGCCAAUGCAACCCUAAUGAAUAACUCGCAUAUGAUGGAUUACAGCUUGCCCACCAAGGGGAGCCCCACCUCCCGAUGUUUAUCAGACGACACAACGCUGGAGGCACAUAACCUAAACAACCAAACGAUGAAAUUCAAUAACUCCCUCAUGUCUAGCUACUUCAGCAACGGUUCCCCCAUGAUGGAGAAGAGCGGUGCAGUUUACAAGAACAAAAUGAGUAAUGAUGAAGGCAUCUGUAACUUAGUGGAGAAGAUAAAGGCAUAUGAAAAAAUGAAGUCUGAUUCGAAGGUACAGAAUGGAAGCUUUGCUUACGACGGUGGGAAGGGUAAGGACCAGGUGGGAGCUUCCCACAAGGGGUCCAACGCCGGGGGGGCGAGUUGCGGAAACGGAAUUAUUGGCAGUGGAGUGAAUGACAAUAUUGGGGUGCAUUCGGGUGGCCACACGAUUGCACACGCGAACGGACACGCGAACGGACACGCGAACGGACACGCGAACGGACACGCGAAUAUCCACGCAAGCGCUCAUGGGAAUGCCCAAUCGAGUAGAGCGAGUAGCGCUAACGGAGAGGGGCAUCCCAAGGACAACGGCACCCUGCUCUACGACGAGAAGGAAAAGUUGCUCCCAAAGGACUCACCAAAAUUUGGGGACAAGUUAAGCUCUGUUAAUGCAAAAAAUUUCAACAACAUAAAGAACAAUUACCACAUACCCAAUGAGUCUCCUUCCUCCGACAAUUUCGUUGUCAUUAAAAAGUACACGGCUAAGUAUGAGAUGCAGAUAGAUCCUUUCAACGGGUUUGAUAUAGCGAAACGAAUUAUCGGGCUUAAAGGAACAAACAUGAAGAAAAUUUGUAUCGACACUGAUUGUAAGUUAAGGUUAAGAGGUAGGGGUUCGGGCUACUUAGAAGGGGAAGAGAAAAAGGAAGCAAAUGAAGCGCUACACCUGUGUGUCUCUUGCCAAAAGUACGACCACUAUGUACUAGCGAAGAAGCUCAUCGAGCAACUCCUUGUCAAAAUCUACAUGGAUUACGAUACAUGGCUAUACAACCACGGAAAACCCUACGCGAACUUGAAGCCGAAAACAUAUGAGAAGUUCAUUCCCCUGUUUAAGUUUAACCAAAAUGGAAACGGGAAACAGCAGAACGUAAAUCAAAACUGA